UCAAAAACCCCGCUCCGUCCACUCCUGUACUCGCCGAGUCGCUCGCCCUCGCCGCCUCCCUCGCCCUGCCCUCGACCUCGUGCCCGCGGCGGCCGCUGCUCAUCGGCUGCGAUGGCGACUGUGCCAGUCAACCCUAAACCUCUCUUGAACAACCUAACAGGGAAGCCUGUAAUUGUCAAACUUAAGUGGGGUAUGGAGUACAAAGGUUAUCUUGUUUCUGUGGACUCCUACAUGAAUCUUCAGCUUGCUAACACAGAGGAAUACAUUGAUGGCCAAUUCUCUGGCAACCUGGGAGAGAUUUUGAUCAGGUGCAACAAUGUUCUGUACCUCCGAGGUGUUCCAGAGGAUGCUCAGAUAGAGGAUGCAGAGUGAGAAGACUUGAACGAUGCUUAGAUUGAUUGAUGUAGUAUUAUUCUGACGUGUGUUUGGGUGUGCCGGGGACAACCUAUUCUGCCAAAUCCUAGCUUUGAACUUUACGAUUGAUGAAGCGUAUCCUUCUGCUUUCAGUUAGGCUAUACUGUCAUUGUGCUGAACGUUUGAAGUUUGAACUGAAAGCUAGGACUAGAGAUGAUGUUCAAACUUUCAGUUAUGAGUAUUCUGUCAUAUGAAAGCUAGGACUAGUUAUGAGAAGCAUCAGAUUUCCUGACCA
Messenger RNA from Panicum virgatum (switchgrass), 649 nucleotides. RefSeq names its product probable small nuclear ribonucleoprotein F. The record is from RefSeq and is a predicted model, not a curated record. Lineage: Eukaryota; Viridiplantae; Streptophyta; Magnoliopsida; Poales; Poaceae. Bases 112 to 372 code for a protein of 86 amino acids. Gene Ontology annotation, molecular function: RNA binding. Gene Ontology annotation, biological process: spliceosomal snRNP assembly; mRNA splicing, via spliceosome. The transcript is spliced from 6 exons. Gene Ontology annotation, cellular component: catalytic step 2 spliceosome; U1 snRNP.